CGCUCGAUCGUAGCUCGCCGUCCGUGUCGCGGGAAAACUCCACAGUAUCGCGCGUGGAAAGCCCUUGCACUGUUUAGCUAGGGUUUUCACCUUUCGUAAAAUUACUCAGCCGCAGAAAACCAGAGAGAGAUCAACUCAAUCAGCUGAAGAAAACCCGAGGGAGGCCUCGACAAGAAACAAGGAGACCAGUUGUGGAUAUUUGGAGCAUGGGGUUUAUCGGAGAUGGAGAAAUGUUACGGGUUUAACUGAUCCAAUUGCUUGGAAUAUAAUUGCACCUGAGAUUCAGGAUAGAAGAAUGAGAGGAAUGUCAAGGGGAAAUCACUUUUGUGUUUGUACUUUUGUCAAGUACAGGUGUUUUAUAGUUGGAUCGUAUAAUUUAUUUUGUGAAUUAUUUGGAUUGUUCAAAUUCAUAGUAGGAGAUGCCAUAGACAACUAAACAAUAUUUUCCGCAAGCAAUGGAAGGUUAUAAAGACUUUUCUUUUUGUCAGGUUGGAGAUGAUGUCAAUGAACACCAGUUAGAAUCUCCAAAAGGUAUGCCUAAUAUCAGUAAAGUCACAAUCAAGGAUGGAUCUUCAGAAGAUGACAAACAUGAGGGGCCCACUAGUAAUGUUCUUCCAUCCCCAGUUGAUAUUUCGCCAAAUACAAGUCUUGUAGACAAUGGUAAAAUUGAUGAAUUGGUUGCUCAAGGUUCUUUGCCUUCUAUGACUGCUAAAAUGGAGCCCCCAAAACCAAUAUCCAGUGAGGUAUUGGGAUCAAAAAUGUCUGAAAGCUCUAAAGAUUCAGUUAAGACUUCAGACACAAAUCCAUUGAUAGCUAGCAAAAGGCCUAGGGUGCGUACAAAGGUUCCUUUUGAGAAGGGGUAUAGCCAAAUGGACUGGCUAAGGGUUACACGCACUCAUCCAGACCUUGCAGGAUUGAAUGGGAGAUCUAAUAGAAGGCUCAUCACAAUGGAUGAAGUUAAGCAACACAAAACUGAAGGUUCAAUUUGGACAGUCUUGAAAGGUCGUGUCUACAAUAUUUCCCCAUACAUGAAGUUUCACCCUGGAGGUGAAGAUAUGCUGAUGAAAGCUGCUGGAAAGGACUGCACAACUCUAUUUAAUAAAUACCAUGCUUGGGUCAAUGCAGAGUUUUUGCUGGAGAAAUGCUUGGUGGGCAUUUUGGAUGUGAGCUGAUGAUCCCAAGGCUGUAUGAGCCAUGUUAUUCUUGUGGGGUGAGGAGAGUGUAGAUUCAAUAAAUGUGUUCCAUAAAUUGUUUAGCAAAUAUCUGUUCAUGCACUCAAACAAUUUUGACAUUAACACAAAAAAAAAAAGCCACCAACUUUGGAAUCCUA
Messenger RNA from Amborella trichopoda, 1330 nucleotides. RefSeq names its product reduced lateral root formation (gene RLF). The record is from RefSeq and is a predicted model, not a curated record. Lineage: Eukaryota; Viridiplantae; Streptophyta; Magnoliopsida; Amborellales; Amborellaceae. Gene Ontology annotation, cellular component: cytoplasm. Gene Ontology annotation, molecular function: cytochrome-b5 reductase activity, acting on NAD(P)H; heme binding.